This is a messenger RNA of Candidula unifasciata, 1566 nucleotides long. NCBI's taxonomy places the organism in Eukaryota, Metazoa, Mollusca, Gastropoda, Stylommatophora, Geomitridae. The record is from the annotation of a GenBank genome assembly.
AUACCAGGAAUGGACGCACAAAGUCUGCUGGUGACGAUUCUCGUAGUAACAUCAACAGUGACAAAUAUGCACGCCAAGACAGUCGUGUUCUUUCCCCCACCACGCACCAGUUACAUCGUCUACCACACCAAUGUGGCUGCAGCAUUGGCCAGUCUGGGCCAUGAUGUGUGGCUAUGUGUGCCAGAGUCCCACCUCAAGAGAAGCUUGGUCAAGGACACGUCGGUCAACCUCCUAUCAUACGGGCGACAUUUGGGCGAUCUUGAAAAGCGGAACUUUGAAAACAGUAGGAUUGUGGAAAGAUUCUGGGACAGAGAACCAACAAUGGGGAUACACUCUCUUUAUCUAGUUUCUCAAUUUUUCAAUAAAAUCGCAAAGGAGAUUCUCGAUGACAAAACCUUUAUAGACAAAGUGAGAAAUCUGAAUCCCGAUUUAAUUGUCAUAGAAUCGAUUCCGUUCAACAUGAACAUGGUGGUACUUCCUUACAUGCUGGACAUCCCCUUUGCUUUUAUUGGAACUGUUCAUGAGGCGAUCAUGUCAAAAGUUCCCUUUAGUCCUGCAGUCACGCCCUAUUUCAUCGACUUCGUCAGUGACCAGAUGACAUUUUUCCAAAAAGUUUUCUUUACAAUCUAUUACGUAGUAUCUAUAAACUUUGACAUUUUCCACGACAGCAGCCUGGUGUCUAAGUUUGCUCCACACAAACCUUACAAGUCCAUCUACGAUCUCGCUGCCAAUGCUGAACUUUUUAUUGCAGAAGUUGACUACAUACUGGACUACCCACGGACAAUGCUACCCAACACUAAACUGAUUGGAGGCUCUUCUGCCUCUCCCGCAAAGCCAUUGGUCGGAGAGUUCCAGAAGUUUGCGGAUGAGGCCAAAUCUGGCCUUAUUGUCAUGUCUUUCGGCGGGUAUUUGGUUAAUAUACCUCCUGAAAUCUUCACCAAGUUCGUUUCUGCUUUUAAACAGCUCGAUCUUAGAGUGGUGUGGAAAGUAAACAUGACCUCACCUGACCCCAGACAAAUCCUAACCUCCUUGUGGAUACCUCAAAAUGACCUUCUAGGACACGACAAAGCCAAACUGUUUGUGUCCCACUGUGGGAAAAACGGGCAGUACGAGGCUCUCUACCACGGAGUGCCCAUUCUCUGUCUGCCCAUUUAUGGAGACCAAGCCUACAACUCAGAAAGAGUCCGGGUGAAACAGCUGGGACUCUACACCGAUAUGCGUGAUGCCAGCGCAGACGAACUGGCAGCCAUGAUGAAAGAAAUAAUCUACGGGGGGAAAUACGCAGAAAACAUGAAAAAAGCUUCCAGACUUUACAGAGAAUUGUACAAGCUUCCAAAACAUGAAGCGGCAUACUGGCUGGAUCACGUGAUAAAGUUUGGUGGAGACUACAUGAGGUCGUCAGGUCAACAGAUGCCCUGGUAUCAAAUUUUAGUGUUAGAUGUGAUUGCAUUUCUUAUCAUCAUCGUUGUCUUUAUCUUGCUAGUGUUCUACGUCCUUAUUAACAUCUGCUGCAGGUUGUACAAGGGAAGUCACCGGAUCAGGAAAGUCAAAUGCAAACGAAAAUAA